Vidua chalybeata is the source of this 1206-nucleotide messenger RNA. It is a transcript of the gene HPCA, whose product is annotated as hippocalcin. Gene Ontology annotation, molecular function: calcium ion binding. The record is from RefSeq and is a predicted model, not a curated record. The transcript is spliced from 4 exons. The coding region runs from base 128 to 709 and encodes 193 amino acids. NCBI's taxonomy places the organism in Eukaryota, Metazoa, Chordata, Aves, Passeriformes, Viduidae.
CUCCCGGGCUGCGCUGGUGGUGGCGGCGGCGACAGCGGCCGUCUCCGGGCAGCGCAGAGGGACCCCCCGAGCCCGGCCAGGCCCCUGCCCCCGCAGCGCUCGUCCCCGCGGGGCGCGUCCCAGCGGAAUGGGGAAGCAGAACAGCAAACUCCGCCCGGAGAUGCUCCAGGACCUGCGGGAAAACACGGAGUUCUCCGACCUGGAGCUGCAGGGCUGGUACAAGGGUUUCCUGAAGGACUGUCCCUCGGGCAUGCUGGACGUGGAGGAGUUCAAGAAGAUCUACGCCAACUUCUUCCCCUACGGCGACGCCUCCAAGUUCGCCGAGCACGUUUUCCGCACCUUCGACACCAACGGCGACGGCACCAUCGACUUCAGGGAGUUCAUCAUCGCCCUGAGCGUCACCUCCCGCGGCAAGCUGGAGCAGAAGCUCAUGUGGGCCUUCAGCAUGUACGACCUGGAUGGCAACGGCUACAUCAGCCGGGAGGAGAUGCUGGAGAUCGUGCAGGCCAUCUACAAAAUGGUCUCCUCUGUCAUGAACAUGCCUGAAGACGAAUCCACCCCGGAAAAAAGGACGGACAAAAUCUUCCGACAGAUGGAUACUGAUAAUGAUGGGAAGCUCUCGCUGGAGGAGUUCAUCAGAGGGGCCAAGAGCGACCCGUCCAUCGUGCGCCUGCUGCAGUGUGACCCCAGCGGGGCCAUGCAGUUCUGAGCCCCACGGACCCCCACAGCCCCCCCACCACCACCCCCGACCCUGCCGAUGGUCACUGUCCCUUGCCCAGCCCCUGCGGUCCCCGCUGUGCCCCCACAGCCCCUCGUGGGAUGAUAUUGGGGUGAGGGGAGCCCAGGGGGCAGUCCCCAUCCCCGUGGGGCUCCUGCACUGGCUUCACUGGUGGGAGGAUGGAGGCAGGGUCUGCCCUGAGUGAGGACAGUCCCCCUCAGCUCCGGGGCUUGGAGCAGGGGGACAGCCCAGCCUGGUGGGACAGGCUGGUGGCCAAGCCACCGCUGCAUCUCCGGCAGGCGCGGGGACACGGCCCAGGGGACAAAACCCCGGUGGCUGGGGGGUCCCCAAAACCCAGCCCCACGUGGAGACACCACCACGGGCAGGGCUGGAUCAGCCCCUUCCCCACGGGCAGGGCUGGGGGAGGUUCAGGGGGGGCCGUGCUUCUGGGCUUUAAUACCUGCAGAAUAAAGUUUGUGUCAGUGCAG